Molecule: messenger RNA, 1458 nt
Organism: Babjeviella inositovora NRRL Y-12698
Lineage: Eukaryota; Fungi; Ascomycota; Pichiomycetes; Serinales
Exons: 1
Coding region: 165-1208 (347 amino acids)
Source: RefSeq, a predicted model, not a curated record
CUUAUCUACAACCGAACCAAAUAUACCCGUCAGUUCUUAUAAACUUUACCUGAACAGAGGCCAAUAUCUUGUUACCUUAGCCAUUUAUUGAUACCCCCCGGAAUACCUUUAUUUUUGCUGUCUACAAUAAUUGCCUUCCUCAAUAACUUAUAUACUGCUUUGCCAUGUCCGAAACCCCCCAGCCAAAGAACAAUACGUCACCGAGAUCGAACCGAUCCUCGAAGAAGUCCUCUCCGGCACCGGACACCAACGGUAAACAGUCCAAGACUGCUAUACAAAGAAGCAAUAAGGUAGCCGUGAGUACAAGAGAGAAGGUGGUGAGUGGUCAAACUUCAUCUCCCAAGGAGAAGGCCCCCGGGUCUCAAUCUUCCAAAAAGACGUCAAGAUCCUCCAAGGAUAGAGCCGCCAAGAGCAGCCAGAAAGAUUCGUCCGCUAACCCCCCAAAAGCAUACAAGGCCCAAGAGCAGACUUUGCCAGAUGGGAGCGCUCCUAACUUUGGAGGCUCAGGCGCCACAACAAAGCCUAAACGUAUGUCGACUAACCCUAAUGUCAUCUCUGAUGCCGUCUUGCUUAACAGCGAGAAACCAAACGUCGCUAGCACGACCAAGAAGGAGUUGAAGAACCGCGCCACCUUUCCUAAGAACCAGGGCGGAAACAGUCCAAAGAGAGUUGAGACCCAGUUAUUGCCAAACGGCCAGAAGGUUGAUUUCGGAAACAACGGUCCUUCUGAGAAGAUUCUGGCAAAGUCCAAGGGAAAUUCUAAACCCCUGGUGGCCGUUGCUGUUGAAGACAUGGGGAAGUAUGCCGGGUCAUCCUUCCACGUGUCUCCUGCAGCCCUUGAUUUACCGAAGCCCUCGUUUAAGAAGGUUUCCGGUAGCGACGCCAGCCCCGUUGCCGCUCUUUUAUCCAGCGGGAACGCUCCACAAAACCUCCCACAUUCAGUACACCCUGGGGUAGUCUCUUCCCCAAUGGCGUACGCCAACAUGCCAUUACAUAUGCACCCGGCCUAUGCCAAUUACACUCCUUACGCACCACCUCCAAUGAUGCCUGUCCAGGCUUACCCGGUGGUUCCUCCGUACGGUUACCAGCACUUUGCGCCAGUGCCACCGCAUUCUCCGUAUCAGAACAUCCCGCACGCGCAGCAUCCUACGGGCCAAAAAAUGUCCUUUAACGAUCUUAUUGCUAGUUCGAGUAACAGCAGACACUAAACCGGCAAAUUGGUCAAGUCCAAACCUGCAGCAUAGACCUGCAGUCUACAAAAUGAUAUCAUGACAUUCUGUUUUUCCACAUCAUAUGUUUGAUGGAAUUUUCUUUGUUUUUAUUACAUUUUAUUGGUUGUGUGAUAUCCUUUGGUGUUUUUUCCUUUUACUUAUGGGACGCUUUUUUCAUGACUUUUUGUUCUCUACUGUGAACUUGUUCUGUUUCUGUUCUACCACUUGCGAUUUUCAGAUUUGAUCG